CAGCUGCACGCGCCGCCCCCCGCACGCCCCGCCGCCGGCCUCCGCGUUCCAGGGCGAGGUUGAUUCGGUUGCGUCCGGCGUCUCGCGCCCCCUUUUUUUUUUUUUUUCCCGGGAUUCUCCAGCCCCGGGCCGCGCGCGCCCCUUGCUCCCGCCUCCUCCCCAGCAACUGCAGCAGCCAUGAGCGGCUGGAGCUCCUACAUCGACAACCUCAUGGCGGACGGCACCUGCCAGGACGCGGCCAUCGUGGGCUACAAGGACACCCCGUCCGUCUGGGCCGCCGCCCCGGGCAAGACCCUGGGCAACAUCACGCCGGCGGAGGUGAACGCGCUGGUGGCCAAGGACCGUAGCAGCAUGUUCGUCAACGGGCUGACGCUCGGGGGCCAGAAGUGCUCGGUGAUUCGGGACAGUCUGCACGUGGAAGGGGAGUUCACCAUGGACCUGCGGACCAAGAGCACGGGCGGGACCCCCACCUACAACAUUGCAGUCUGCAUGACCAACAAGACGAUAGUUCUGGUCAUGGGCAAAGAGGGCAUUCACGGGGGCUGCGUGAACAAGAAAUGCUUCGAGAUGGCCAAUCACUUGAGACGCUCGCAGUAUUGACGCCGGCCUGGCACUCCACUGCGGUACUACUGAUGCCCACGCUGGCUGGGACCACCCAGGCCCCCUCCCCCCUGCAGGGGUUCGCCCUGCCCCGGGGCCUGGAUCAGCCCCCCAUUCCUCGCUUUCGGAUCUCCACUCUGGCCCACCCCGGCUCUCCGCCACUUUUUCUAUCACAAAAAUCCUCUUCGUUGCUGCCAAAUUUUUUCUGGUUGUUUUAAAAACAAAAAAACAAAAAAAAAGUUGUAGGUUUUUUUUUGGGGGGGGGGGGGGAAGGGGGAAGAAAAAAAACUAUAUUGGAACAAAAGAAAUAAAAAGGAAAUUUGAAUAAUUCUCAA
Molecule: messenger RNA, 935 nt
Organism: Emys orbicularis (European pond turtle)
Lineage: Eukaryota; Metazoa; Chordata; Testudines; Emydidae
Gene: PFN1
Product: profilin 1
Exons: 3
Coding region: 178-600 (140 amino acids)
Biological process (GO): positive regulation of actin filament bundle assembly; actin cytoskeleton organization; regulation of actin filament polymerization
Cellular component (GO): cytoplasm
Molecular function (GO): actin binding
Source: RefSeq, a predicted model, not a curated record